This is a messenger RNA of Amborella trichopoda, 1915 nucleotides long. The record is from RefSeq and is a predicted model, not a curated record. NCBI's taxonomy places the organism in Eukaryota, Viridiplantae, Streptophyta, Magnoliopsida, Amborellales, Amborellaceae.
CAAAAGAGAGGUGCAGUACAAGUGGAGUUUAGUUAGAGCCUCGGCCGGUACAAACCGCACCCUAAAUAAUAAGAAGCGCCGUAAAAUAGAGCUAAAAUAAGAAAUUUUCACUUGUAUCCUUUCCUUUUUAUAGGCAAAUCUAUAAAUGGCCGCUGAAACUGGGUCCAAAUGUUGACCCUCACAAACUUUCUCGACGACUUGGUGCGGAAGCAAUUGGAGAGCCAAAUUCAUGAUUCUCAACUGUUUAUUGCCCUAAUUUUUUGUAGUUCUUAUUUCAUGUACUGGAUUUUGCCCUAAAUUUUGGAGAUCCUUGUUCUCAACUUGUCUUUGCCCUAGUUCUUCUCUUUUUCUGGUUUUGGUUUUGCCCUUAAUACUCGAUUCUGAGCUGAUUUAUUGAAAAGAGGGAGAGGGAGGGAGGCUAUUUUUGAAGAUAAAAGAUAAUUUAUUGGAGAAGAAGUAGUAGUAGAAGAAUAAGGAUAAUUUGUAUUUUUUAUUUUUAGGCCAUGGGAACGCCAGAAUUUCCCAAUCUUGGAAGACACUGUAGUGUGGAUGAUUGUCGUCUGAUUGAUUUCUUGCCCUUUACAUGUGAUCGAUGUGACCAGGUCCUUUGCUUAGAGCACAGAAGCUACAGCAAGCACCAUUGCUCGGGCCCCAAUAAAGAUGAUGUCACAGUCUUGGUCUGCCCCUUGUGCGCUAAGGGGGUCCGCCUUGACCCUGAAGAAGACCCAAACAUAACCUGGGAAUCCCAUGUUCGAACUGAUUGUGAUCCAUCAAAUUACCAAAAAGCCACAAAAAAGCCACGAUGCCCUGUUCCCGGCUGCAAAGAAACCCUAGUUUUUUCAAACACCAUUAGAUGCAAAGACUGCAACCGAGACCAUUGUUUAAAGCACCGUUUUGGUCUCGACCACAAGUGCCCAGGCCCCAAGAAACCCGAACCCAGCUUCUCUUUUUCAGGGUUCCUAAGAGGUCAGAAGAAUGAGCCCUCCGGGCCCAAGUGGGCUUGGAAGACUGAGACCACUGGGUCCAGAAGGGCUCAGCCACAGGUGCCUUGGGGUCCAAGCCUUCUUAGUGCAGCAUCAAGCAUGAGGGCCUCAGCUGAGUCGAGCUUUGCUAAGCUGAGUAUUGCUACAAGCGAAGCUUUGCAAAAGGCAAAGGAGGGGGCUAUGGCUUCAUGGGAAGCAAAAGGUCAAGGAAGUGGGGCCUUGGCUGAGAAGUGUAGGCAAUGUGGGGCUCAGUUUGGUGAUGUAGCAGAUUUGAUAAACCAUGUUGAGAGGGUUCAUGAGGGACCCAUGAACAAUGGUGAGGCCAUUGAUGUGUGCCCAAAGUGUCAAAGAGGGUUUAGGGACCCAGUUUUACUUGUGGAACAUGUGGAGAAGGAUCAUAGAGGAAGCUCGAGGAGUUGAUCAGGUACCUUUGAGUCAAAUUAUUUAAUUCUUUGUUAUUUUUGCUUCUUGUAUCCUGUAGUACAGCAUGGGUGCUUCAGCACUACUUGCACAAUCUGUUUGCCUCAACAGAUGGUUGGAGAUUCAAUGGAUUGAUGCCCAUUGAGAUAUUGACUACGGUGCAAAUUCUCUCCAACCAUUCAGCAUUGGGGACAGAUGGUGAUUAUUAUGGCUUUGGGAUACCUUGUACUCCAUUGGCCUAUGACUAGACUUCUCCUUUGUUAUUUUUAUUGAACAAACAGAAAAUCUUUGUGAUUUUUCUUAUAAUGCUAUCCUUGAGUGGCCUUGGUCUAGAGAAAGUUCUCUAAUUUUUCAUUAGAGGCAAACUGACCUGGAUAGUGUAUUUUUUGUUUCCAGUCUCCCCUUGAAACUUUUAUAUUUUGAUGAUUUUUAUUUUAAAUGUCAGUGAUAUGCAAACAGUGAUAUGUCAGUAUAAGUGCCGUUUUACAAUGAAGUACGAAGAUUUGCACAAA